ACUGUUUGGGGGGGUACUUUUGUUUAUCUCUGUCGUACGAAUGAGUGUGAUCGUCCACUGACCACAUCUGAAGUGCCUUUCGUUGGAUUUACUCCGCGUUCCGCUGGACAUCUCCAAGGCGACCUUUGCCACAACUCCUGUCUGAGGGGAAGGGUUUCACCGGCGCAUAAAGGACUCCGUGAAACGGCACGAUGGCUUCUUUCAUAGUGAAACAAAUGGUGGGGGGCAAACUGAAAGACCUCAAAGGAGACCUGGGAGUGGACAAACCCGAAGGAGGAGAGAAGACAGAGGCGGCCGCCAAAGGGAUGACCGAAGAGGAGUUCGAACAGUAUACGCAGCAGUUGCAGGAGGAAAAGGAGGAGCGAGAGGCUGACGUUGCACAGAAGAAGGCUGAGCGAGCAACAGUGCGGACCCACUUUCGGGAUAAGUACAGACUCCCAAAGAACGAGCUGGACGCGGAGCAGAUCCAGGCGGCGCGGGAUGACGUGGAUCUGCCCGAGGAGCUGGCCAAGAUGAUCGCCGAGGACAACCAGGAGGAGCAGCACAAGUCCUCCGUCCUCGGGCAGCUGUCCAGCAUCCAGAACGUGGACAUGGACCACCUGAAGAACAAGGCCCAGGCCACGCUAGAGGACCUCAAGAACAACGCCGAGAAGUGUGCCCUCAUGUGAUCCCUCUCCUGCUCUCGCUCUCUCUAGCUCUGACUCGUUCUCUCUGUUGGACUCUCUAGCUCUCUAUCUGUCUCUCUCCCUCUGACGUUCAUUCUCUUGCAAUAACUAGAUUAUCUAUCUAUCUAU
Messenger RNA from Sardina pilchardus (European sardine), 794 nucleotides. RefSeq names its product complexin 3b (gene cplx3b). NCBI's taxonomy places the organism in Eukaryota, Metazoa, Chordata, Actinopteri, Clupeiformes, Clupeidae. Gene Ontology annotation, biological process: synaptic vesicle exocytosis; regulation of neurotransmitter secretion; neurotransmitter transport. Gene Ontology annotation, cellular component: terminal bouton; SNARE complex. The record is from RefSeq and is a predicted model, not a curated record. The transcript has 3 exons. Gene Ontology annotation, molecular function: syntaxin binding. The coding region runs from base 192 to 668 and encodes 158 amino acids.